ACACACACGCACUGGCUCUGAGCUCAGACACUAGAGUUGACGUUCUUGAGCGGAGGUCGAGAGAGGGACAGAUGGGAUCCACACACACACGCGGCGCUCGGUACAGCAUUGAUCGCGACUGAGACCUCGGGAAGAGACUCUCUUGCAUGGAAAAGAGAAGAGAGUAAAAAAUCACUGACAGUGAGAUGGAGGAAAGAAGAUGCCAUGGAAUGAGCAGGAUGGGAUUGAGAAGCUUGGGCAUCACACAAGCUUCCUGAAGACAACAAGAAGAUCUUUUUCUGUCCGCCAGCGCUUCUGAAACGGACCAUCUCGAGUGUUUUCAGGGCACUCGUGCUCGGGUCGAACGGGAAGUUUCUGAUGUUCCAGUUCUGUUCCUGUCAAAAGAAAACAAUGAAGUGAACGACACAAGCAAAUAAACUCAAGGACAAAUGUGAGAGAUAAAGUCAACUUAAAGAGAUGCAUUGCCCAGUCCUGGCCUGUCAAGAAAUGCUACACCAGUGAGGACUGUGCACACAAGCUUUGAGUUGGAAAGUAGGGCAUUAAAGGUGUCUGGAUAUCCUCUCACUGGUCAGCCUGAAAACUGUUUCCUAAAAACAUUUUAUUUGCCUUGAUGUUUUUAGGACAAGCAUCCGUGAGAGCUAUGUGACAUGGGAUUUUCCUCUUGGCUAUGAAACCAUGAUGCAGACUUCUGUGACAUACUCGCAAGCCUUCCCUGCCAAAGUUUCAUGCUCUUCAGGACUUACACAAAGAGAGUUUCACAAAGGUUGCUCAUUGAGUGUUUAAGUGCCCCUGUGGACUAAUGGGGCUAAAGCUCAGGAUACAACCAGUCCCUCUUUUGCAUAUAAAGACACUUGCUUAUAAAUACUCUUCGUGCCAAAACCAGGACCUACUCUGACAGCAUUACCACAAAGACUUAAACAGAAACCCUCAGUCAUGUGACCUGAGGAAAGGACCAGUCACAUGCUCUGCUGCCAUCGGCUGGUCUAUUUUAUUUAAUUUUUUAUUUUUUUGUUACUGCAGCAUUUACCAUGUUCAGAGUUUGCCAAAUGUCAAAUAUACUGUGUGCUACAACUGAAUUUUUUAUCUAAUUGAUUGUUUAUUCACAUUUGACUUGUGAAAGCAGACAAAAACCCUACACAGUCAAAAUUUACAUCUAUGGUCCAUAAGCUACUCUUGGAUAACAUGGUGAGCAAAGAGCCUAACCAUUUGCCAACUGUUCACAGCCACAGCAAUGGCAACCCAGACAAAACACCAACAACCGUGACUGUGCGCUCAGUGCUCCUCAACCGAAACUCUCCAGAUAUUGAAAGCAGACUUAAACGCAGGCGAAACCGCACGCAGCAGGUACGCUUUAAAGAUUUGGAGGAUGAUGAUGAGUCUAAGGAUAAAAAUGAAAAGGUGAGGAUAAAGAGUCCAACAGAGGUUCCAAACUGGCAGAAAGAGUUAACAAAUGGGCCCUCGCUGGUGGGAGCGGUCCGUGGAGACAUGGAAAAGACAAUUGGUGCUGUAACAGCAUUUCUGAAGAGAGCACCACCGCACCCACUUACCCCUGGGCCUACCAGACGCUGCUGGGUCCCAACGCAUCCAUGUUCGCUCACACUGCCGCUGCCAACUCAGCCAUGCAGGAGUACAGCCAUCCAAACCUCACCCAGUUUGCAUAAGCCUCCCUCGCUCUCGGCCACACAGACUCGCAGUCACAGCUUGGGGGGAGGCUGGGAUGACGAAGACUCCUCAGAUGAGUUGACCGCACAGGUCUACAUUCCACCUUGUAGAUCACGGAAAAGUCCUGUCCAACAUCGUACCCCCGCUGAGCAAUCAAGGUGCCAGAAAACCGAGGACAAUCAAACUGCCUCUGUGGGUACAACAACACAACCUGCGCCACAAAAACAGUCUAGAAGGAGAGGGAGGAGGAAAUCCUUAAACAGAGCAGCAAGUGAUCCUGGGAAACAUGAGCUUCCUUGUACUUCUCCAACUAAAACUGUGCACAGAAGCCAUCAACAUUCUAACCAACCUAAGAAACCCACAUCCAAAGCUGUGGCACACAGAACUUCGUCAGAUAUCGUGCCUCCACAGCGUUCCCCCACACCCAAUACAGUUCAUAAUACGCAAUGUAGUGUCUCUUCCACACAGACUGAAGCUAGCAGUGAUUCAAAAAUCCAAACUAUCCCAGCCAACACAACCUCUUUGCAAACAGCAGAGGUAGAUCCUGCAUCUUGUCCAUCUCACACUGCACCAUCUCCUCCACCAACCACAUGUCCCAAAGAAACAUCACAAUGUUGCCCACCACAGGCUGCAACAGAGAACAUAAUUUUGACCCCCACUGUACUGGAGCCUUUGUGCACUACCACAGCACAAGUCAUGUCCACUGACACCACACACAGGCAAUCAUGCAUGUCUCCUACUGAAUCUACAGGGCGUUGUUGCACACCUGCUAUUCAGACUACGGCAAAUUGUAAGACUCCCCCAAUAUCUGAUUCCAAAUGCAUUUCAGAUUCAUAUACAGAUCCCACAACUCCUGCUCAAUCCAGACCCUGUUGCCAAAAGCUGGAGGAAACCAUUCCAUGUUCCAGCAAUGCUGGCUUCAAGACAACAUCCUGUUCUCAAGGAGCACCUGCAGUUGCCUCUACGUUCACAUCCACACAGCCUUGCCAGAAGACUCCAACACAACCCAUGGCAUGCGGUAACACCUCAAAUCAACCUGUGUACUCUGUGAUAUCUCCAACUCAACCUGUAACUCCUAUUCAGUCUGUGCCACGCUGUGAGAUUUCUAAUCAGAAUGAGCCAUUGAUUAGGACCCCUACCCUUCCUGUACAAACAGUACAAUCUCCUAUAUCAGCUACACACACCCCAACACCUGUUCACCCCACAUCAUCUUGUAAAAUUCCAGUGCAGUCUAUACCAUACUGUGUCAAAGACAAACCAGCAACAGUGGGCUCUCCUACACGACCUGCAGCAUCUCAUAAGAUUCCUACACAAACCCUCCCUCACAAUUUGAUGUCAUUUCCCCCCGAGCCAACCUGUGCCACCGCUUCACACCCUGUCUCACACCUCAAAGGCCCCAUUUCAGCACCCACCAUACCUAUUGCACAAACUGCAGUACAUUGCAUUUUGGAUCAACAAAAUGCGGCAACCCAUGUGACUCCUUCCAUACCAGUUCUGAUUUGCAGCCCUUCCACACAACCGGCACCAGGUAAAUUUUCAGUUCGAAUAUUGCCACACUGCAACUCUAGUAUGCAAAAUGCAGUGUCUUGCAGUAAUCCCUCUCAAAUCGUGCAACAGUUUAAGACUCAAAAUCAAACAGUACCACACUCCAAAUCAUUCCCACAAAAUAUGUCACCCAUUCUCUGUCCACGUGAGGCAAUGAUGUAUGCUAGUAAACCCCAAGAAACUGUGCUUCCCUCUGCUAAUUUCAGGCAUUCCUUACCUCCUUACGCCUGUCCUCCACAGACUGCUCUGCUGUACUCUAACACUGGGGUGAGUCACUCCCCCCCUCAGGCCUUCUGCUACACUCAGGACAGACGAGACAGGAGAGAGUUCAUGCUUCCUCCCCCACCUCCUCCUCCUCCUCCUCCAUACACCCCCCGCAAAGAGGGCACCUCGACUCCAGGACAGCCCCGCAAGCCUCCUGUCCCCAAAGCUGAGAGCAACAACACAGAAAAGGGCCGAGUGAAAACUGGGGUAGCGAAGCCAAUUGUUGAAGCAGGAACUCACCAUCAGGCAGGUGAAACCCCACCUCCUGUCCCUCCCAAAACUAAGGCAAGAGCUACAGUGAGGCCCACCCGUUUAAGCAGCCGACGGGCGAUCCUCGGCCCAGAAUCUCAGUCCAGUGCAAAUCAAUUGCCUCCUGCUGCGGGGACGAAUCCCCAGGCCCCUCUUGGACCAGCAGAAGGCCAAGCGGACACUCUGCGGCAGGUGCAGGAGCUACUGGGGGGGCUCAUGUCGGGGGCUAUGUGUAAGCUAGACCUGGCAAAGGCAAAAGAGAAACUGUUUGGCCCAAACGGCCCUCUGUACGACAUUGGGGCUCUGCAGUCUCAGCUGCACAGCCUGGAAGGGGUGUUGGAAACCAGCCAGAACACCAUCAAGGUUUUACUGGACGUCAUUCAGGAUCUGGAGAAGAAGGAGGCAGAGCGAGACGGAAGACACUCGUACCGAACGGGACAGGACAUUGAGAACUGCGGCACCUGCAGAGACUGCGCCUGUAUCAUAUACAGCGUGGAGCACGACUUCCGGCUUCAGGAGGGCCAGGUGACGCGAGCGUGGAAGGUUCCGGAGCAGCAGGAAUCGGAGCAAAGCUCUCCUCAGCUGGUCUUUCCUCCUCCACGCCAGCAGGACUCUCCGCAGGCCCUCCAGACGGUCAAGAAGAGCCGCAGGAAAUGCUUCUGGUUCCUCUGAACACUUUAUAAGCAGGACGUGACAUCAUUAGUCAACAAGGAUGGUUUUCCAACCAACCUCAAGCCUCUUCUCUUCCGGGUCCCGUUUAGAGGCACAUCAUCCGCUACAUGCGUUCCUUGACGAGGAGCCCUUAUUUAUUAUCUUUUUUUAAAGCAUCUUCUGUCAUUUUCACAGAAGGCACAUUUUUUAAUCAAGAUUAAUGUUGUGGGCUUAAAGGCUGUUUGCUUUGAUAUUUCAGAUUUAUAGUCCAUGGAGAGAAUUAAAAACUUUCCACCUAAAAAAAAACAUCCUUUAAAAAAAUAUAUAUAUUCUGUCAUUAUUUCCUUUUUAAGUGAAUUACAGGUGUUGACCAAUCAGAAACACUCUCUUGCUGUGAUUCAUUUGGAGUGUUUGUUUUUUGCCAAAUGGCUAACAUCACUUUUUGCACCUUUAAAGUCUGUUUAUUCUGCUUUAAUUUUCCAGAUUCAUGGUGGUAAUUCAUGUCUCAAAAUCAUGAAAGGGUGAGAGCGGAGGGGGAGAAGGGG
This is a messenger RNA of Rhinichthys klamathensis goyatoka, 4916 nucleotides long. Its product is annotated as mucin-2. The transcript is spliced from 4 exons. Gene Ontology annotation, cellular component: postsynaptic density. The coding region runs from base 1156 to 4392 and encodes 1078 amino acids. The record is from RefSeq and is a predicted model, not a curated record. Gene Ontology annotation, biological process: inhibitory postsynaptic potential. NCBI's taxonomy places the organism in Eukaryota, Metazoa, Chordata, Actinopteri, Cypriniformes, Leuciscidae.